UGUUUCUUCUUAGCGGUUUGCUUUUGGAUUCGUGUGACAAUUUCGUCCUCAAGUUUGGUUUUUGAUUGCUUAUCUUUACCCCUUCAUUUGAGCGUAAGUUUUUGACGGUGUUGGUGUAUCUUGUUUGAUCUCUCGACGAAUUUCACUUCAUCUUUUUGGCAAUUGAGACUUGUUGAUAAGGAAGACCAAGGGUAAUGGGUUGGAGAUGGCUGUAGGUGGUGGGAUUCUUGUUUGGGUAGGAAAACAUUUCAAGUUCGGGCUGAAGAUAAAGGACAUCUACCGUGAAUCCUAUUCUCUGCAAAAUCGUUCUUACACUGAAUGGACAUUUGAUUCCAUCAAAUCAGCUCUUGGCAACUCACUCAACUCCCCUACUUCAAGUCGGUUUGAGUUUUUCCCUCUGCUAAGCAAUAGUCAGGAACAGAACAGCUUCACAAAACCAUCUCGGGUUAGCAAGUCUGGGCUUGACAGCAUUCAAGCAGUCCCAAGUUCAUCUUCCAGAGAUCCGAGGACAAUCAGAUUAACUUAUGCGGUUUCCAGUCAGAGCAUGAAGCACACUUUACAAGAGCUUGGGAUUGUUCUCAUGGCACCUGAUACUGUCAAGCCAACAACUAGUACUGAUCCUGAGUUGAAUGAAAACAAACAGCCCCAGCUUACAAAGCAGCGGUCAAGGACAUGGACCCACAAAACCCAAUUGGAGUCUCCUACUAUCCCCCAGCCUCGGUAUACCUCUGGUGGACACAUGAAUAUCAGUCAUGAAGCCCGUCCGGGGAAACGAGUUAGGGAAGUGAGGAAACAAUCGGGUACUGAUGUGAAACAGCCUGAUGUGAAACAGCUUCUAAUCGAAUGUGCUAAAGCUUUAUCCGAGAAUAAGAUUGAGGAAUUUGAAUUAUUAGUUGGAAAAGCCCACAGAGCUGUUUCAAUCAGUGGAGAGCCUCUUCAGCGUCUUGGUGCUUAUAUGCUAGAAGGCCUGGUGGCAAGACACGAAUCUUCUGGCACCAACAUCUAUCAUGGCCUGAGGUCCCGCAAGCCAGAGAGCAAGGAGCUUCUUUCUUACAUGGGGAUCUUGUAUGACAUUUGCCCCUACUUCAAGUUUGGAUAUAUGGCAGCAAAUGGAGCAAUUGCUGAUGCACUAAAGAACGAGGACAGGAUCCACAUUAUAGACUUUCAGAUUGCUCAAGGGACUCAAUGGGUCACUCUAAUACAGGCAUUAGCAGCAAGACCUGGCGGUCCACCACAUGUCCGUAUCACGGGGAUCAAUGAUCCAGUGGCAGAGUACACCCAAGGAGAUGGCUUGCAGCUGGUCGAGAAGAUGUUGUUGGGAUUGUCCAAGAAGUUCUCUAUUCCGCUUGAGUUCAAAGGUCUCUCCGUCUGUGGGCCUGAGGUCACAAGAGAAAUGUUGGACAUAAGAACCGGGGAGGCACUUGCGGUGAACUUCACUCUUCAGCUCCACCACACACCCGAUGAGAGUGUCGACGUGAACAACCCUCGCGAUGGAUUGCUGAGGAUGGUUAAGGGAUUGUCGCCGAAAGUGACAACUUUGGUGGAGCAGGAGUCCAACACCAACACAACACCGUUCCUGACACGUUUCAUUGAGACACUAGAUUACUACUCUGCAAUGUUCGAAUCAAUCGAUGCAACGCUGAAGAGGGAUAGCAAGGAGAGGAUCGAUGUGGAGCAGCACUGUCUGGCAAAGGACAUAGUUAACAUCAUCGCAUGUGAAGAGAAGGAUAGGGUGGAGAGGCAUGAGCUGCUCGGUAAGUGGAGAUCGAGGCUCAGCAUGGCAGGCUUUAAGCCUUACCCGCUUAGCUCGUAUGUGAACUCCGUGAUAAAGACUCUGCUGAGCUAUUACUCCAAUAAGUAUACGGCAGUGGAGAAAGAUGGCGCGUUGCUUCUGGGUUGGAAGACCAGAAACCUAAUCUCAGCUUCCGCAUGGCACUGAUCAUUGUGCAUCAGAGAACCGUAUAAGACAGAUUAGAUGAGAUUGUCAAGUACUGAACCACCGGCUAAUGUGGAUACGAAUAAUGUUACGUAUUUAUACGAUGUAUAAUUCAGUUAAUUCCUUGUGCGAUAUCUUUGGAUGCUGCAUCUUUUUGUAGCUUGAGAAUGUCUAUGAAAUGUUCGUUGUUUCUGUGCA
This is a messenger RNA of Musa acuminata subsp. malaccensis (wild Malaysian banana), 2134 nucleotides long. Its product is annotated as chitin-inducible gibberellin-responsive protein 1. Gene Ontology annotation, cellular component: nucleus. Gene Ontology annotation, molecular function: DNA-binding transcription factor activity; sequence-specific DNA binding. Lineage: Eukaryota; Viridiplantae; Streptophyta; Magnoliopsida; Zingiberales; Musaceae. Gene Ontology annotation, biological process: regulation of DNA-templated transcription. The record is from RefSeq and is a predicted model, not a curated record.